Messenger RNA from Molossus molossus (Pallas's mastiff bat), 6200 nucleotides. It is a transcript of the gene ABR, whose product is annotated as ABR activator of RhoGEF and GTPase. Gene Ontology annotation, cellular component: membrane. The transcript has 24 exons. Gene Ontology annotation, molecular function: guanyl-nucleotide exchange factor activity; protein serine/threonine kinase activity; GTPase activator activity. Bases 1 to 3498 code for a protein of 1165 amino acids. The record is from RefSeq and is a predicted model, not a curated record. Lineage: Eukaryota; Metazoa; Chordata; Mammalia; Chiroptera; Molossidae. Gene Ontology annotation, biological process: protein phosphorylation; intracellular signal transduction; positive regulation of GTPase activity.
AUGUGGGACCCUCAGGACUUCGAGCGCCACUGGCAGGCCGAGUUCCCCGGGCAGGAGGCGCCCGUCAUGCGGCUGGACUCGGUGCUGGACAUGGAGCAGGAGCUGGAGCGCUGCAAACUCAACCUGAAGCGGCUGCAACAGGUGUUGGCGGAGGAGAAGUUUAAAGUCUUCUACCUGCAGUCGGCCCUGGCCGGGGAGAAGCGGGACCUGGGCUGCGGGCGCCCGGGGGGCGGAGACGGCGGCAGCGGGGGAGCUUCGGCGGGGGCGCCGGCGCCGGCCGGGCCAGAGCGGGCGCCGUCGCCGCGCGAGGAGGAGGGCGCCGCGGGCGGCGGCGGAGACCCGCUGGGACCCGCACGCCCUGACCCAGAGGUGGCCGCCAAGGCCGAGACUCCUCCGUACGUGUGCCUGGACCUUCCCACCUGGCCUGUGGCGGCGGGGGCCGGGAGUACGGUGCGCAGCUUGACCGCCGCCAUCCACCAGCAGCUGCUGCAGCCUCGCCUCCUCUUCAGGCCCCGGGAGAACUGUGCGCCCCCCGGCCACGAUGGAGCACCGGACGCCUCGGGCGCGGACGAUGGGGGCGACAGCAGUGACCACGACUUCGAGAUGGUGGAUUUGAACGAGAAAUUCGUCCUAGGCCACUUGCUUGUGGGCCCCUGCCGGCUCGGGACCCGCGAUGAGGCCGAAAAGCCGUCACGGGCGAGCAGCCCCCAUCGCUGGAUGCACCUGAUCCCCGGGGCCCGGCGGCAGCAGCGCCGGAGCCGCGACCUGGAGCAGCUGGAGUCGGAGGCCAAGGACGGGCGGGGCUCGCCCGUAGCUGCAGAUGAGGUCCCCCGGCGCGGGGCCCGAGAGCACCUUCCUCCGUGGCGGCGCAAGAGGUUCCUGCGGGUGCCCGAGCGGGACUCGCCCAGCCACAGCUCGCCGGAGAGGGGCAGUGACUGCAGCCGCAACAGCUCGGAUCACGAAGACGGCUCUUCUGCAGACUUCAGCUACGGGGCAGACGACUACGACGGAGAGGGGAAUGAGGAGCAGAAGGGGCCCCCGGAGGGCUCAGAGACCAUGCCGUACAUCGACGAGUCGCCCACCAUGUCGCCCCAGCUCAGCGCUCGCAGCCAGGGCGGCGGGGACAGCAUCUCCCCCACCCCACCUGAGGGGCUGGCACCCGGGGUGGAAGCAGGGAAAGGCCUGGAGAUGAGGAAGCUGGUUCUCUCAGGGUUCCUGGCCAGCGAAGAGAUCUACAUUAACCAGCUGGAGGCCCUGUUGCUGCCCAUGAAACCCCUGAAGGCCACAGCCACCACCUCGCAGCCUGUGCUCACCAUCCAGCAGAUCGAGACCAUCUUCUACAAGAUCCAGGACAUCUAUGAAAUCCACAAGGAGUUCUACGACAACCUCUGCCCCAAGGUGCAGCAGUGGGACAGCCAGGUCACCAUGGGCCACCUCUUCCAGAAGCUGGCCAGCCAGCUUGGCGUGUACAAAGCAUUUGUGGAUAACUAUAAAGUUGCUCUGGAGACAGCUGAGAAGUGCAGCCAGUCCAACAACCAAUUCCAGAAGAUCUCCGAGGAACUCAAAGUGAAAGGUCCCAAGGACUCCAAGGACAGCCACACGUCAGUCACUAUGGAAGCUCUGCUCUACAAGCCCAUCGACCGAGUCACCAGGAGCACCCUGGUCCUGCACGACCUGCUGAAGCACACACCCGUGGACCACCCAGACUACCCACUACUUCAGGAUGCCCUCCGUAUCUCCCAGAACUUCCUGUCCAGCAUCAAUGAGGACAUCGACCCCCGCCGGACUGCCGUCACAACCCCCAAAGGGGAGACGCGGCAGCUGGUGAAGGACGGCUUCCUGGUGGAAGUGUCGGAGGGCUCCCGGAAGCUGCGGCACGUCUUCCUGUUUACAGAUGUCCUACUGUGCGCCAAGCUCAAGAAGACAUCUGCAGGGAAGCACCAGCAAUAUGACUGUAAAUGGUACAUCCCUCUGGCUGACCUGGUGUUUCCGUCCCCUGAGGAGUCUGAGGCCAGCCCCCAUGUGCACCCCUUCCCCGACCACGAGCUGGAGGACAUGAAAAUGAAAAUCUCUGCCCUCAAGAGUGAAAUCCAGAAGGAGAAAGCCAACAAAGGACAGAGCCGGGCCAUCGAGCGCCUGAAAAAGAAGAUGUUUGAAAAUGAGUUCUUGCUGCUGCUCAACUCCCCCUCAAUCCCAUUUCGGAUCCACAAUCGGAAUGGAAAGAGCUACCUGUUCCUACUGUCCUCGGACUAUGAGAGGUCAGAGUGGAGAGAAGCAAUUCAGAAACUGCAGAAGAAAGAUCUCCAGGCCUUUGUCCUGAGUUCAGUGGAGCUGCAGGUGCUCACGGGAUCCUGUUUCAAACUUAGGACUGUACACAACAUUCCUGUCACCAGCAAUAAAGAUGAUGACGAGUCUCCAGGGCUCUAUGGCUUCCUUCAUGUCAUCGUCCACUCUGCCAAGGGGUUUAAGCAGUCAGCAAACCUGUACUGUACCCUGGAGGUGGAUUCCUUCGGCUAUUUUGUCAGCAAAGCCAAAACCAGGGUAUUCCGGGACACGACAGAGCCCAAGUGGGACGAGGAGUUUGAGAUCGAGCUGGAGGGCUCUCAGUCCCUGAGGAUCCUGUGCUAUGAGAAGUGCUACGACAAGACCAAGGUCAACAAGGACAACAACGAGAUCGUGGACAAGAUCAUGGGCAAAGGGCAGAUCCAGUUGGACCCACAAACUGUGGAAACCAAGAACUGGCACACAGAUGUGAUCGAGAUGAACGGGAUCAAAGUGGAAUUUUCCAUGAAAUUCACCAGCCGAGAUAUGAGCCUGAAGAGGACGCCAUCGAAAAAACAGACCGGCGUCUUCGGUGUGAAGAUCAGCGUGGUGACGAAGCGGGAGCGCUCCAAGGUGCCCUACAUCGUCCGGCAGUGCGUGGAGGAGGUGGAGAAGAGGGGCAUCGAGGAGGUUGGCAUCUACCGGAUAUCGGGGGUGGCCACAGACAUCCAGGCGCUGAAGGCCGUCUUCGAUGCCAAUAACAAGGACAUCCUGCUGAUGCUGAGUGACAUGGACAUCAACGCCAUUGCCGGCACCCUCAAGCUCUACUUCCGGGAGCUGCCCGAGCCCCUCCUCACUGACCGACUGUACCCUGCCUUCAUGGAGGGCAUCGCCCUGUCAGACCCUGCUGCCAAGGAAAACUGCAUGAUGCAUCUGCUCCGCUCCCUGCCCGACCCCAACCUCAUCACUUUCCUCUUCCUGCUGGAACACUUGAAAAGGGUUGCUGAGAAGGAACCCGUCAACAAAAUGUCCCUUCACAACCUGGCUACCGUGUUUGGCCCCACGUUACUGAGACCCUCAGAGGUGGAGAGCAAAGCACACCUCACGUCGGCGGCAGACAUCUGGUCCCACGAUGUCAUGGCACAGGUCCAGGUCCUCCUCUACUACCUGCAGCACCCCCCCAUUUCCUUCGCAGAACUGAAGCGGAACACACUGUAUUUCUCCACCGAUGUGUAGCCCCGGGUGGGAGCAGCUGUGGGGGUGGCUGAGCCAGCCUCUCCAGCCAGGGGACCCAACACAGACUUGAAAGACUACAAUAGAAAACUCCCAAGCCCAGCAGACGUCCAAGAACUGGAAUAUAUGCAUCUUUUGUGCCACUUUGUACAAAGCCAGCUGACCCGGCCCCCAGCCUCACCGCCACGCCCUGGGCUCCGGCCCUCUGUACCUCCAGUUGCGUCUAAUGCUCCAUGCUGUUCGGGAAUUGUUUUAUGUCUGUCUGUCAUGCAGAAAAGGUAGUGACUGACCGGUGUGGGCACAGAGACGGCCAGCUUUGCGCUUUCAUUUCCUCCGACACUCCUCCUGCGUCCAGUCCGAGGGCUUUUACUGGGCGCUGUCACUGCUGCCGGCUCAUCCUCUGGCCCUGCUCCCCGACUGCAGUCUCCUGGCGGCCUCCCCGCGGGUUUCUCCACGCCCCCCAGCCUGCCCGCAUGCGUGUGCAGCCGUGGCCCUCGCUCCACCACCUCGGAAGUUCAGGGGAGGCCCGGGCGGCGGUGGCCGCGGUGGCCGGCAGAGGCUGCCGUCCCCGUGGAAGCACACCUCCUUCGCUUUGCUGCCUGCGCCCAUGUCGGACAAGGAGACAGACUCACACUAAUCCUCAGCUCAGCACAGAGCUGGAGAGUGGAUUUCUGGAAUUUUCCGCCCAAGAAUCUCCAUUUCUGGGGUAUAUCUGUUCUGUCUCCGGCCUACCAGUGAGGCAUUCCUGACUUCCUCCUCCUGCUUUUCAGUUCCUUUUCCCUGGUGUUUUAUUUCCUUUGGGUGUAAAGACUCACAAGUGACCUGCUAUCGACAUAGCCAGAGGGUCGGGAAAGAACCGCGGAGGCGGGAGAGGUGGCCACGGAGGCAGCAGCACUGGCUGAGCGCUGGGGUCCUGAGUCGGGGGCGCGGCCGUCAGCAGCAAGGUGUUGUGGUGGCUGUUCUAGUGGAGCGAGGCCUCCAGGGGGGCAGCUGAUGUGGCAGAAGCAGGUGUCCGGACAUAGGCAGGCUCCGUCCAGGAGACUGGCCCUUCCGGCACGUCACGUACCUCGUGGUACCUUUGCCUUAGAUUUUCCAUUCUCCACAGCCAAGCACUGCCACAGGGCAGCCCCGUGUGACCCAGGGCCUGGGAAAGGCAGACAGUCCAGCAGCAGCCGGCUUGGUGCUGCCUCCCACCACGGCUUCCAGACGCAGCCUUUCGGGUGAACUCCGGAAACAAGCAGCUGGGGAGGGAUGAGGAGGCACCUGCCUCUGUGGGGAUGGGUUUUGUUGGAGACCCUCAUUGUUGGCGCUUUACUCCAGCGUCGGGGGUCAGCAGGUUCCGGUCCCAACUCUGAGACCCACUGCUCAGUCUGGAAAGGAGUGAGAAGUAUCCCGAUACUCCUGUUUCUCCCCAUGUGGGCAGUGGCUGCCGGCUGUGGUGGCUGGCCGGGCAGGGCAGGCGCUCCCGGGCUGCAGGGGCGGAGCUGGAGUACAGGCCCCGGGCUCUCUGGCAGAGUCAAUUCCAGGUCUCAGGAUUGGAGAGAGCAGCUCCCACAGCUUGAGCUCAGGGCUGAGUUUUAAAGAAGGGUUUGCAGGCCCUAAACUGUAGCCCUUGCACCGUGAGAAGCUGGGCCUUUCUGGUCCUGUUUACACCUGUUGUCCAGUCUUGGGCAGAACGGUACACAUUCUGUGCACAUCACAGGAAAGAGAUGCCCAAGAGGAGGGAAAGGCUGACCACUGAGCUGGCUACCUGCUAGCGGCUUAGCCAGGAGCCCUGGUCCCUGGGACAGGAAAUGGGGAAAGAACUUGAGUCUAACGAUCCCAGCAUAAUUACAGCCAAAAAUGCUGCCUCCCACCUUCCCAAGACAAGGGAUGUUCACUUCUCAGCAUCAGGUAGCUCCUUGCUGCAGCCCCAAGCUUGCUUAGGCAGAGUGAGAAUGGGAGGAAGGCCAGAAGGGCGGAGAAACGCAACAGGCUCGCUAUUUAUAAACUCUACCCCCAGAGUGGGGAGGGCAGGUACCAGACCUGGACUAAGCUGUACCAAGGAAAUAGCCCGUGGGUUCUCCUGCGAGACGGGCUGUGCAGCCCAGGACCCCAGCCAGUGCCCAGCCGGGCAGGCUGUGCCAACAGGCUCAGCACACAGGCUCCAGGACUCCCAGUUGGCCUGUCCUUGCUGGCAAUGACCAUGGGCUGCCGGUUUUUGCCGAUACAGGUGAGAUGGGACUCUUCAUUAAUAUUUGACUUUAAUAAGUUGGUAAGGAUAUAUUUUUUUGUCUAUGUUCUGUUUCAACUUAUGUAGAUUAUUAUAAAUUGAUGUAAACCACGUGAGAAGAAAAUGUUAAUAAAAAAAAAUGCAAAGCCCCAACAUUUGCACACAACUCGGUCCCGUGGUGCGGACAUUUGUGUUCUCAGGGGCCCAGGGAAGACCAGCAAUCUAAGUAUUGAAUACUUCAAGCUGCAUCCAGGUGUGAAUCUGCAGUUAACUCCCCUUGAGCUUCCCUCUGGGCCAGGGGAACUGGGGCAGUUUGAGGGGAGCCCAGGCCUUCUUGCUCUUCACAAAGGCCUCCAGGUCAGCCAGCAGCUAGCUCAUGAACAAACGCCCUGCAGGGACCUGGCCGUCAAUACGCCUCAGAGAUGGCAGGAGCUUGUUCGUUCAUGUGGAGGCUUCUUAUUUUAUGUAAACUUCCCUCUACGUUUUCCUGGGA